This is a messenger RNA of Condylura cristata (star-nosed mole), 1992 nucleotides long. RefSeq names its product peptidyl arginine deiminase, type I (gene PADI1). Gene Ontology annotation, cellular component: cytoplasm. NCBI's taxonomy places the organism in Eukaryota, Metazoa, Chordata, Mammalia, Eulipotyphla, Talpidae. The transcript has 16 exons. The record is from RefSeq and is a predicted model, not a curated record. Bases 1 to 1992 code for a protein of 663 amino acids. Gene Ontology annotation, molecular function: calcium ion binding; protein-arginine deiminase activity.
AUGGCCCUGCGGAGAACCGUGCAGCUGUCUCUGAAGAAGCCAGCCCACAUCGUGUGUGUGGUGGGAGUGGAGACGUAUGUGGAUGUUCGCAGCGAUGUACCCAAGGGUGCCGAGAACUUCGGGGUCUCUGGAAGCUCCGGGGUGGAGAUCUUCAUGGUUUACGACCCAGAUCAGGUGACAGAACCAACAGGCAAGGCCCUGUGGCCCCUGAAUGCCCGCGUGGAUGUGGUCGUGUCCGUGGACGCAGCCAGCAAGGACUUAAAUGAUCUCAAGGUGAAGGUCUCCUACUUCGGGCAGCAGGAGGGCAGCGCCCUGGGCCACAGCGUGCUCUACCUCACAGGCGUAGACGUCUCCCUUGAUGUUGACUCCGCUCGCACGGGCAAGGUGACGAGGAGCCAAGGCGACAAGAAAACCUGGCGCUGGGGGCCCGAGGGCCACGGGGCUGUCCUGCUGGUGAACUGUGACCAGGAUAAUGUCAGGUUCAAGGGGGUCGACCUUGACAGCAGUCAGCUGACAUCACUGGAUGACCUGCAGGACAUGUCUCCGAUGGUGCUGACCUGUGAAGGCCCCGACAAGCUCUUCGACAGCCACAAGCUGGUCUUGAACGUGUCGUCUUCUGAUUCCAAAAGAGUGAGGGUCUUCUGUGCUAGGGGUGGCAAUUCCCUCUCAGACUACAAGCAGGUGCUGGGCCCUCGGCACCUGUCCUAUGAGGUCGAGCGGCAGCCGGGGGAGCAGAAGAUCGACUUCUACGUGGAGGGACUCAGCUUCCCCGACGCUGAUUUCUUGGGCCUUGUCUCCCUCAGGGCCAGCCUGCUGGACACGGGGACCCAGCCUGAAGUGCCCCUCUUCACAGACACCGUGGCCUUCCGCACGGCCCCCUGGAUCAUGACCCCCAACACCCAGCCCCCCCUGGAGUUGUAUGUGUGCAGUAUAGAAGACCUUCAUGGUCCAAAUGAGAAAUUUCUGCAAGACAUGUCUGACCUGGUGCUGAAGGCCAACUGCAAGCUGAUCAUCUGCCCUCAGGCUGAAAAUCGAAAUGACCGCUGGAUCCAGGAUGAGAUGGAGUUUGGUUACAUUGAGGCCCCUCACAAAUCCUUCCCAGUGGUCUUCGACUCCCCCCGAAACAGAGGCUUGAAGGAUUUCCCCUAUAAGAGGAUCCUGGGUCCUGACUUUGGAUAUGUGACUCGGGAGAUCCCUUUUGCUGGCCCCUCCGGCCUCGACUCCUUUGGCAACCUGGACGUCAGCCCGCCGGUCACGGUCAAUGGCAAACAGUACCCCCUGGGCAGAAUCCUCAUUGGCAGCAGCUUGCUCAAGUCCGGCGGGCGGCGCAUGGCCAAGGUGGUGCGGGACUUCCUGCAGGCCCAGCAGGUGCAGGCGCCGGUCGAGCUCUACUCCGACUGGCUCUCCGUGGGCCACGUGGACGAGUUCCUGAGCUUCGUGCCCACCUCGGACCAAAAGGGCUUCCGGCUGCUCCUGGCCAGCCCCAGCGCCUGCCUCAAACUGUUCCAAGAGAAGAAGGAGGAGGGCUACGGGGAGGCAGCCCAGUUUGAUGGGUUAAAGCACCAGGAGAAGAGAAGCAUCAACGACAUGCUGGCCGACAAAAGCCUCAGGAGAGACAGUGUCUAUACACAGAAAUGCAUCGACCGGAACCGGGAGCUGCUGAAGCGGGAGCUGGGCCUGACGGAGCAGGACAUCGUCGACAUCCCGCAGCUCUUCUCCCUGAGCGACAGCUAUGCGGAAGCCUUCUUCCCGGACAUGGUCAACAUGGUGGUGCUGGGCAAGCACCUGGGCAUCCCCAAGCCCUUCGGGCCCAUCAUCAACGGCCGCUGCUGCCUGGAGGAGAAGGUGCGGUCCCUGCUGGAGCCGCUGGGCCUGCACUGCACCUUCAUCGACGACUACCUGUCCUACCACCAGCUGCUCGGGGAGAUCCACUGCGGCACCAACGUGCGCCGGCAGCCCUUCCCCUUCAAGUGGUGGCACAUGGUGCCCUGA